AUGUCCUAUAAUCCGUAUGGAGCCCCUCCUUUUGGGCGGCCUCCAGGAUUUGGAUCAUUCCCAGGCCAGAGCGGAUCUCCGCCUGGCAUGGGGCCUCCACCGGGAAUGGGUCCCCCGCCAGGCAUGUCAGCACCAGGUACAGCUCCUCCUCCAGGUGUGCAGCAAGCCAACAGUGCUCAGGCUAGUCGACCGAGCGGACUCCCAGCCAGUUUCCAAGGCCCUCCCAAUAUGCCCAACAUCAACUUUUCUGCUCCUGUAAUCCGACUAGGCACUGGCCCUUCGAAACCGACAAUACCGAGCGCAGGCGGUGCGGGAGGGAGGAGAGAAAGUCAGGACCCAAUGUCUGCAGGUGGGAGGGCGGGAUUGGGUCCUGAUAGAGGGGUGGAGGCUCAACGACAGGCGUUGAGAGACAGUAUGAUGUCUCUCGUUCCCCCUACUAAAGAGGACAUUGUGCGUACGAUAUUUAUUGGGGGUAUUACGGAAGGUGUUGAUGGGGAUGAAGGCAUUGAGCGUAUACUCUGCACAGCCGGGAGAUUACGAAGAUGGGAUAGAGCUGUGGGCGCCGAUGGCAAGCAAUGCUCAUUUGGAUUUGCACAAUAUGAUGAUCCAGAAGGCUUAGCGACGGCGGUGGAGGUCCUCAAGGAUAUUGAGAUUCCGUUGAAGAAGCAGACGCCGAGCACUGGGGCAAAGAAUGAUGAUGACGAGGAAAAGGAAAUUGAGAAAUCGAAGCUCCUUGUUUUCGUGGACGACAAUUCACUCAAUUACUUGGAGAACUAUCAAUCGAAUCGAGGAGACGACCCUGCUGCGGAACAAUCGAAACUGGACGUUGCACGAGCCAAUCUUAAGGGCAUUCUCUACGAGCUUUUUCACCCCCCGAUGUUUGUUAAGAUGGAAGAAGGAGCGGAGGAUACACCAAUGCAGGAUGCAGAUGGGAACAGAGAUGACGUUGAAGUGGUUAAUAUACCGUUAGCUGUUGAUGAUGAACUUGCGGACAUCCCAGCAGAGAUGCGAGAGACGGUUGCGCAGGAGAUUACCGCGUUUCGAGACCGCAGCAAUCGAAGGGAUAUGGAGCGUCUUAAGCGGGAGGAGGAGAUGGAAGCAUUGGAACGGCAGCGCAAUGGAGCACCGCGACCUUCGCGUCUAGCUUCACCUGGUACUCAGAUCCCCAAUGGACCCGCCGGUGGUACGAAUAAUAUCCCCCUCGGCCCUCGAGGCGUCCUAAACGCGCCCUCAGGACCUAAAUCACAGGGUUCCCAAAUUCCUCGUGACUAUCAGAAAGGGGUCGCAUUUAUUAACGGGAGCGGUAUUCAUGGAGCUGCGAGUGGAGAUGUUUGGAUUAACCGCGAAGAGGAAGACGACUCUGCAAGCGAUGAAGAGCUCGAACGGCGACGGAAAUCUAAGAAAGAGGCCGACCUGGAAAAACAACAUCUUGACCAAGAACGCCGAUGGCUUAAUCGUGAACGCUCACGUACAGCUGCUGUGCAGCGCGAGAAGGAGCGUGAAGAUGAAGAUGUUUCCAAGGCCAAGGCUGUAAGGGAAAAGAUGGCCCAACGUCUACGAGAUUGGGAUGAUGACCUUGAAGCCUCCCGCAAGGUAGAGGAAUACUACGCUGAUCGGAGCAUGUGGAUUCGUAACCGGGCUGUCUUCCGCACCCGCGAAGCAGCCGCAGAUGAAAGAGAUCGUGUUACAGAACAACGGGAACGGCAGCGAGAAAUGGCAGACAAGGAGCAAGCCCGCGGGAUGGCAGAUUCAUUCUUGGAGCGGCAAGCCGAGGAACUGGAGUCUCGAUCUGGAGGACGCGCUCAACAACCGUUUAAGCUAUCACUUGGCGCCGCUGCGCAGAAAGCUCAGAAAGCCGCCCCCCCUCGCCGGACCGUUGCUGAAGUUGAAGGUCUUCUCGAGGAUGAGGAAGAUGCUGACAAGGUAUCGAAACGGACUCUUAUCCCCAUCAAAUUUGACCCGUCAACCGUAGUAGCAGCGCUCUCGGAUGAAGAACGUGACCAAGCUGUUAGACAGCUUGCCGCUGAGAUACCCAACGACAAGGAUGGUCUUUGGAGUUGGGAAGUUAGGUGGGAAUUUGUUGAUGAUGCCAUCAUUGACAAACUACGACCUUUUGUGGAGAAGAAGAUCAUGGAAUACCUAGGGGUGCAGGAGCAGUUACUUGUCGAGGUGGUUGAAGAGCAUAUUCGCACCAGAGGCAAACCGCAGGAUUUGGUGGAGCAAUUAGAGGGGGCGUUGGACGAAGAAGCUGAGGCCUUGGUGAAGAAACUGUGGAGGAUGCUUAUCUUCUUUUCUGAGAGUGAGAAGAGAGGCCUUUCAGCUUAG
Messenger RNA from Venustampulla echinocandica, 2325 nucleotides. RefSeq lists its product as uncharacterized. The record is from RefSeq and is a predicted model, not a curated record. Gene Ontology annotation, biological process: mRNA processing. Bases 1 to 2325 code for a protein of 774 amino acids. NCBI's taxonomy places the organism in Eukaryota, Fungi, Ascomycota, Leotiomycetes, Helotiales, Pleuroascaceae. Gene Ontology annotation, cellular component: spliceosomal complex. Gene Ontology annotation, molecular function: mRNA binding. The transcript is spliced from 4 exons.